AUGCCCAAAGCACGUAAACGAAAAGUCCCUGUCGUACCCGUGGACCGUGCUACAACGAGCGCGAGCAAACCUCAAGUUACGCGUACUGUGAUUCGCGAGUUUCAUGUACUCUUGAAACGACAGGCGUACCUUCAGAAGAGCGGGUUGAAGAAUGCGGAGACGUAUAAGGAGCUGAAAGAGAUUGAAGACAGAAUCGAGGAGCUGGGAGGGUUGGAGAGGUAUCAACAUAUGUCUGCUGUGGGCCAGAAGGAAGAUCGGGGUGGGGGGAGUCAUAGGAUUUUUAUUGGGUGGUUAAAGGAGCUUGGGGCGCAUCUGCAGAGAAAGGAGAAGCUCAGGCUACUAGAAGUCGGAGCUCUGAAACCUGACAACUAUCAGUCAUGUUCAUCCUGGAUCGACGUCUUCCCCAUCGACUUGAAUUCGAGGCAUCCAGCGAUCAAGGAGCAGGAUUUCUUGAAGCUUGACCCUGUAGAGAACAAGGAGAAGUGGGAGGCAAUUAGUCUGAGUCUGGUACUGAAUUUUGUACCGGACGCAAAGGAUAGAGGGCGGAUGCUGAGGCUUGCGCAUGAGAUGCUGGGAGAGAAUGGCUAUUUUUUCGUAGCGUUACCGUUACCCUGUCUUUCCAACUCGAGAUACCUGACCUUCGAACGGUUUAAAGAACUCAUGGAAGCCGUUGGAUUCGUGCAGCUUCGAGAAAAGUGGAAAGAGGGAGGCAAGAUGGUGUAUUAUUUAUAUCAGAAGGGCACUUCCACCGGCCCUUCGCGGCUGUUCAGCAAAAAGGAGGUUCUGCGCACUGGGAACCGAAACAAUUUUUGUAUACUACUGGAUGUAUGA
Coprinopsis cinerea okayama7#130 is the source of this 831-nucleotide messenger RNA. Its product is annotated as nucleolus protein. The record is from RefSeq and is a predicted model, not a curated record. Bases 1 to 831 code for a protein of 276 amino acids. The transcript is spliced from 3 exons. Gene Ontology annotation, cellular component: nucleolus. Lineage: Eukaryota; Fungi; Basidiomycota; Agaricomycetes; Agaricales; Psathyrellaceae. Gene Ontology annotation, molecular function: rRNA (adenine) methyltransferase activity.